AUGCAAGUCAACCGUGAAUUAUUUCUUCGAAUUCUUGUCGGCAUAUAUUUCAUAUUCGUCAGCAUAAUAUUGCUGGCAGAUUGGCUACCUCAGUCGUAUCUACUCAAUCAAGGAACUAUAUUAGUGCUUGGUCUCUUGGCUAUUAGACAGCCGCAACGUAUGAUCGAAAUCGAACUUCUUAUGUUAACCACAUGCAUCUCAAUUAUUAUUGAUUCAGUUGCUAUUGGAAUGUAUUUUGAAAUCGGAAAAUCAAGAUAUAAUAAUCUCGCGAAAAGCGGAUACUUUAGCAUUAGUGCAUGCUUUGCAAUCAUUCUUCUCAUCUUAAAACCCAUCAUACUCAUGUGUUUGCAAAAAAUUCGACAGGCACGUAUUAAUGAUGAAGUGUUCGAUACAUAUGCAACAAGAUCCGGAUACAUACCAGUGAUGGAAAAUUGA
Molecule: messenger RNA, 435 nt
Organism: Adineta ricciae
Lineage: Eukaryota; Metazoa; Rotifera; Eurotatoria; Adinetida; Adinetidae
Source: the annotation of a GenBank genome assembly